Mollisia scopiformis is the source of this 852-nucleotide messenger RNA. RefSeq names its product glucose 1-dehydrogenase. Gene Ontology annotation, molecular function: oxidoreductase activity, acting on the CH-OH group of donors, NAD or NADP as acceptor. The record is from RefSeq and is a predicted model, not a curated record. The coding region runs from base 1 to 828 and encodes 275 amino acids. The transcript is spliced from 3 exons. Lineage: Eukaryota; Fungi; Ascomycota; Leotiomycetes; Helotiales; Mollisiaceae.
AUGGCGGGGCUGCUUUUACGGAUACUGGAAGGCAAAGUGGCAGCAAUUACUGGUGGAACGACGGGCAUUGGACGUGCCAUUGCGUUGGAAUAUCUGCGGCAGGGCUGCAAUGUUGCGAUCAACCACUUAGGCCUGCCGAAGGACGAGGUCCACAAAGACAGCUUGCUAGAAGAAGCAGCUGCUUUAAAGGCGGAGAAAGUAGAAGGCGAGACGACUUCUAAGGCAGGCGACCUUUUGGAAGUGGUUGGAGAUGUCACAAAGUCAGACACUGGCACAAUACUUGUGGAAAAGGCUGUGGAGAAGUGGGGAAAGCUUGAUGUAUUCGUGGCCAAUGCUGGAGUCUUUGAGCCUGCCGAUUUCCUCACUCUCGACCACGAGCUCUUCGAUCGAACCAUUCGUAUCAAUGUCAAUGGAUGUUUCUACACAUGUCAGGCUGCUGCAAGGCAGAUGGUCAAGCAAGGCCACGGUGGCAGUAUAAUUGCUAUAUCUUCCAUAAGUGCUCUUCUUGGUGGAGGCUUACAAACACAUUAUACUCCUAUGAAGGCAGCUGUUCUGUCUAUGAUUCAAUCGAUGGCUAUUUCUAUGGGGAGGCACAAUUUCAGGUGUAAUGCCAUCCUGCCGGGUACCAUCAAGACCCAAUUGAGUGAGGACGACAUGAAGAAUGAUGAGAAGCGGACCUACUUGGAGCAACGGAUACCAAUGGGUCGGGUAGGAGAUACAAAGGAUAUUGCUGGGCCGGCUCUAUUUCUUGCUAGUGAGGAGCUUAGUCCAUACUGCAACGGCACACAACUUUUGUCGGAUGGUGGCAUGUAUGUUCACUUGCAAUAAUGAAAUGCAAAGUUCUGAAUCGUG